Messenger RNA from Amaranthus tricolor (Joseph's coat), 941 nucleotides. Its product is annotated as probable ribosomal protein S11, mitochondrial. The transcript is spliced from 2 exons. NCBI's taxonomy places the organism in Eukaryota, Viridiplantae, Streptophyta, Magnoliopsida, Caryophyllales, Amaranthaceae. Gene Ontology annotation, molecular function: mRNA 5'-UTR binding; small ribosomal subunit rRNA binding; structural constituent of ribosome. Gene Ontology annotation, cellular component: ribosome; mitochondrial small ribosomal subunit. The coding region runs from base 191 to 769 and encodes 192 amino acids. Gene Ontology annotation, biological process: ribosomal small subunit assembly; maturation of SSU-rRNA from tricistronic rRNA transcript (SSU-rRNA, 5.8S rRNA, LSU-rRNA); translation. The record is from RefSeq and is a predicted model, not a curated record.
UUAAAAUUCAGUAAUUCAACUUUUGGUGCAAUUCCAGCGGAAUGGAGGAAAUAAUAUUUUUACUAACGAAAAAACGUAAAAAGCUUUUUUAAAAAGUAUUCAUUUUUGUCUUCCCGUAUUCAGUUAGAAACCUCAUAAACCUGAAAAAACCCUAAUUUUAAACACACAUCAAUCUUCAUCGGAGAUUUCAAUGGCGAUGAAGCACAAGGCCAUUACCGGAGCUCUUUUCCGCGCGUUUUCAUUUUCAGAUUCUAUCUGGAAGGGCAGUUUGGUGGGGGCAAAGAUACAUACAACGCCCGCCAAUAUGAACUUGUACAAUUUUGUGAAGGGAGCCUUGGAGCAGGAUGAUAAGCAGAAGGUUCGUUGGAAAGGUUCUCAACAUCUACAAACCACCGAAGAAAAAAUGGAUAUCGUACACAUUAAGAUGCUAAAAAACAAUACUUUUAUUACCAUCACAGACUACAAGGGGAAUAAAAAGGCAGGAGCAUCUUCAGGAUGCUUAGAAGAACUGAAAGGCUCUACGGCUUCCCGAUAUGCUGCUGAGUCAACAGCAGAACAUAUGGGAAGAGUUGCUAAAAAUCUUGGGCUGAGAUCUGUCAUUAUGAGAGUAAAUGGGUUUAUGCACUUCAGGAAGAAGAGACAAGCAAUUCUUGGCUUUAAAGAAGGCUACACAAUGGGUAAAGGCAAUCAUACUCCGAUUGCAGUGAUUGAAGAUACUACUCAACGUGCACAUAAUGGUUGUCGGCUUCGAAAGAAACGUCGUAUCUAAGAAAUUAUAAAGCAGAUUUUCAUUAAGAAUAAGAAGUUGAAACACAUUUUGGAUGAAUUGUGGUUUUGUUGUUGGAGCACCUUUUGUUGUAUGCUCAGCUUCGAGCAUCUUUUGGACAAAUUAUGAUUUUCAUACAUAUUGUGAAAUUAUCUCCUGUUUUUAGACCAUUGAA